AUGUCUUGGGGAUUAGGUUGGAAGAGACCCUCCGAAAUCUUCCACCUUACUCUCAGCUACGGCAAUGACGAUCCACCGGAGAGUCUCGCCCGUACUUCAACCUCCUCCCGUUCCUCAUCAGCAUCUUCAUCUUCCGCGUCCUCUUCUUCCUCGUCAAUAGUAUCUCAGGAUCAGGAUUUAGGUUUUCGAAUUGAAUUGGAUUGGUCAUCAUCGGACGAUGAAGAUCAGGUUGCUUUGAAACUUCAGUCACAACUCAUGGUGGCUUUGCCGAUGCCGCAGGAUACCGUCGUGAUUGAGUUGAUGCCGAUGCCUCGUGACGAUGAGGAGGAUUAUGUGGAUUUGAGUAUGAAGGUGGUUAAGAGAAGGGAUCCGCUUAGGGCGAUUACAAUGGCUAAGGCUGUUAACUCUGGUUUGCAGAGUGAUGGUACUGGUGUUUUGACGCGCUUGUUGCGGUCUGAGAUGGUUUCUUCGACGCCACCGGAGGUUGAUGAGAGUGUUCCACGUGGUGGCGGACAGCAUUGGACCAGUCUUGCUGUGCUUAGUAUUUGUGGUUGUGGCUUGUCGGUAUUUCCAGUAGAACUUACACAAUUGCCGCACAUAGAAAAACUUUAUCUAAAUAACAACAAGCUGAUUGUUUUGCCACCUGAGCUUGGUGAGCUAAGAAGCUUAAGAGUGCUUAGAGUUGACAACAACAUGCUUGUCUCUGUACCUGUGGAACUGAGACAAUGUGUGGAAUUGGUGGAGUUGUCAUUGGAACACAACAAGCUUGUUCGGCCUCUUCUUGACUUCAGGGCUAUGGCUGAACUACGUGUUCUUAGGCUAUUUGGAAAUCCUCUUGAGUUUCUUCCGGAAAUUUUGCCCCUACACAAACUUCGUCACCUUUCUCUUGCAAACAUUAGGAUUGUCGCAGAUGAAAAUUUGAGAUCAGUAAAUGUGCAAAUAGAGAUGGAAAACAGUUCUUAUUUUGGUGCAUCUAGGCAUAAACUAAGUGUUGCCUUCUCUCUUAUAUUCCGUUUUUCUUCUUGUCAUCACCCAUUACUAGCAUCUGCUCUAGGAAAGAUUAUGCAAGACCAAGGAAAUAGAGCAUUUGUAGGUAAAGAUGAGAAUGCAGUGCGUCAGCUCAUAAGUAUGAUAAGCAGUGACAAUUGUCAUGUGGUUGAACAAGCCUGCUCUGCUCUUUCAGCCCUUGCCUCUGAUGAUUCUGUCGCACUGCAGCUGAUGAAGGCAGACAUCAUGCAACCAAUUGGAAUAGUUCUGAAAUCUGCAGGCCGGGAAGAGGUUAUAUCUGUAUUGCAAGUUGUGGUUAAGUUGGCUUUUACAUCUGAUACUGUUGCUGAGAAGAUGUUGACCAAGGAUGUUUUGAAAUCAUUGAAAAUCUUAUGUGCAUAUAAAGAUCCCGAGGUGCAAAGACUAGCUCUGUUAGCUGUUGGGAAUUUGGCCUUUUGUCUGGAGAAUCGUCGUGUCCUUGUUACUUCUGAAAGUUUGCGAGAACUUCUCUUACGCAUGGCUGUUGCAACUGAACCACGUGUUUAUAAAGCUGCAGCUCGUGCUUUGGCAAUUCUUGGAGAGAAUGAAAACCUGAGGCGUGCAAUAAGAGGGAAACAAGUGGCAAAGCAAGGGCUUCGCAUACUCUCAAUGGAUGGAGGUGGGAUGAAAGGUCUAGCAACCGUGCAAAUGUUAAAGGAAAUUGAAAAGGGAACCGGAAAACGAAUACAUGAGUUGUUUGAUUUAAUAUGUGGUACAUCAACGGGUGGCAUGCUAGCUGUUUCCCUUGGGAUGAAGUUAAUGACUUUAGAAGAAUGUGAAGAUAUAUACAAGAAUCUCGGGAAACUUGUUUUUGCUGAGGCGGUUCCCAAGGAUAACGAAGCUGCAACUUGGAGAGACAAGUUAGAUCAGCUUUAUAAGAGUUCAUCACAAAGUUUUAGAGUUGUUGUUCACGGAUCAAAACACAGUGCAGAACAGUUUGAGAGGCUAUUGAAGGAGCUGUGUGUUGAUGAGGAUGGGGAUUUAUUAAUAGACUCUGCUGUAAAAAAUGUGCCCAAAGUUUUUGUAGUCUCAACAUUAGUGAACAUGGUGCCAGCACAACCCUUCAUAUUUCGCAAUUAUCAGUACCCUGCUGGAACACCAGAGGUGGCUCUUGCAGCAUCAGAUAGUUCAGGGAUUGCCGUGUUAACAUCACCUAUGAGUGCACAAGUUGGCUAUAAGCGCAGUGCAUUCAUUGGAAGUUGUAAGCAUCAAGUGUGGCAGGCUAUCAGAGCAUCCUCUGCAGCUCCAUAUUAUCUUGAUGAUUUCUCUGAUGAUGUCAACCGCUGGCAAGAUGGAGCAAUAGUGGCAAAUAAUCCUACAAUUUUUGCGAUAAGAGAAGCACAACUUCUGUGGCCUGACACAAAAAUUGAUACCCUGGUUUCAGUAGGAUCCGGUUCUGUUCCAACUAAGGUACGAAAAGGUGGUUGGCGGUAUAUGGAUACUGGACAGGUGUUGGUUGAGAGUGCAUGCUCUGUUGAUAGGGUAGAGGAAGCUUUAAGUACAUUGCUACCUAUGCUUCCUGAGAUACACUAUUAUCGUUUCAAUCCAGUUGAUGAACGCUGUGACAUGGAACUGGAUGAGACAGAUCCAACUAUCUGGCUUAAGCUGGAAUCUGCAGUUGAAGAAUAUAUACAGCAGAAUCAUCUGGCAUUUGAAAAUGCCUGUGAGAGAUUGCUUCUUCCUUUCCAGCAUGAGGAUAAGUGGUCAGAGAGUCUGAGAACUAAAUUUCCCAAGACAAAGGAGUCAAUUGAGGGUGUGAAUGGCCCCACUUUAGGGUGGAGGCGUAAUGUACUACUAGUUGAAGCUUCACAUAAUCCAGAUUCCGGAAGAUUGAUCCACCAUGCCCGGGCACUUGAGUCAUUUUGUGCUCGUAAUGGCAUACGACUAUCCUUCAUGCAAGGAAGCUUCCCUUCAAGUCCACUUGUGUAUAGUCCUGAUUUUGGUCAAAGGAUUGGACGGAUUGAUCUGGUCCCCCCUUUAAGUUUAGAUGGUCAACAGGGAAGAACAGUCGCAUCACCUCCAAUUUCUCCUCGAGGACUUAGACAGCUCUCUUUGCCUGUCAAAGCAUUGCAUGAAAAAUUGCAGAAUUCCCCACAAGUGGGUGUUAUCCAUUUAGCACUUCAAGCUGACUCAGAUGGCUUAGUUAUUAGUUGGCACAAUGACGUAUUUGUCGUGGCUGAACCUGGAGAUCUUGCUGAGAAGUUUCUACAAAGUGUAAAAUUCAGUUUGCUAUCAACAAUGAGGUGCCAUCGCAGAAAGGGCGCAUCUCUACUGACCAAAAUCUCUACUAUUUCUGAUUUAGUUGCCUUUAAACCUUAUUUCCAAAUUGGAGGCAUUGUUCACCGAUAUCUAGGUCGUCAAACCCUGAUAAUGGAAGAUAAUCAAGAAAUUGGUUCGUAUAUGUUUCGUAGGACUGUCCCUUCUAUGCAGUUAUCAGCUGAUGAUAUAAGAUGGAUGGUUGGAGCUUGGAGAGACAGGAUAAUUAUAUGCACAGGGACAUACGGACCUACUCUUGCACUUAUCAAGGCCUUUCUGGACUCUGGGGCCAAAGCUGUUAUAUGUCCUUCAACUGAACCCCCAGAGUCUCAGUUGACGACCUUGGAUGGUACCAGUGAGUUGAAUGUGAUGGAAAAUGGAAAGUUUGAAAUUGGAGAGGAUGAAGCAGAUGACGAGAACAUACCUGCCAGUCCAGUAAGUGAUUGGGAAGAUAGUGACGCGGAGAAAACUGUAGACUGCGCAUCUUUUUGGGACGAUGAUGAAGAGGAGCUGUCACAAUUUGUUUGUAUUUUGUAUGAAUCAUUAUAUAAGGAAGGUGCUAGUGUUAAUGUUGCCUUGCAACAUGCCCAUGCCUCUUAUCGAAGAAUGGGAUAUGUGUGCCAUCUCCCCGGCAUACAAUAA
Messenger RNA from Vicia faba (fava bean), 3924 nucleotides. The record is from the annotation of a GenBank genome assembly. NCBI's taxonomy places the organism in Eukaryota, Viridiplantae, Streptophyta, Magnoliopsida, Fabales, Fabaceae.